This is a messenger RNA of Leptomonas pyrrhocoris, 804 nucleotides long. Its product is annotated as ferric reductase transmembrane protein-like protein. Bases 112 to 804 code for a protein of 230 amino acids. Lineage: Eukaryota; Euglenozoa; Kinetoplastea; Trypanosomatida; Trypanosomatidae. The record is from RefSeq and is a predicted model, not a curated record. The transcript has a single exon.
AGCCAUUAUCGAUCUGAAAUUUCAUUGUGAAAACAACCUAGUUUUUUUUUCUCUUCUACUCCCCAAAACCAAAAGAAACAUCAAAUCAACGGGUUUUUUUUUUCAGUCAAGAUGAGCACCGUGGAUAUCAACGACGUGCCUCUCACGAGGAAAGAGGUCGUUGCGCGAUGCCGCAGCCUCGCCGCCACGGCGCUCGUCUCUCUUGCCACAGUGCGCCUGUUCUGCAAAAAUGGUGGGUUCGCGAAUGCGCUUCAGUUCCACCCCAUCGGCAUGAUGAUUGCCUUCGUGAUGGUGCUACCAGACGUCGCGACGAGCUUCAAGCGACUGCAAGUGAAAGCAAAAGCUUCCACACCCGUAACAAAAGACGUGGCAGAGCGGCAGCCACUUGACGCAGGCCUUCCGCGGGGGGAGGUGAUAUUGCGGCAUCAGCUCGCGGCUUUUGCAAUGGAGCUGGCAGCUGCCGGUGGCUUUGCCGCUAUCGAGUACGUGAAGAUCACCAACGGUUAUCCUCAUCUGAUGUCUCCGCAUGGUGUGGUGGGGGCCAUGUGCGGCUUUGCAAUUCUCUGUCAGAUGGUUCUCGGUACCCUGUUGCGCUACGUCCUCACUCGAGGUCAACCCUUUUACAAAACGGUGGUGGCCGCGCAUAAACUGACGUGCCUCACCAUUGUGGUGACAAGUCUGAUGGCUCUUGUUGGCGGUCUUCUCUCCACCUCCUACGCCGAGCUGAUGGUUCCGUCUUCGACUGUGCGCGCAACGAUUGCGCUUGCUUCUAUUUGCAUCGCCGUGGCAGGACUCGUCGUUUGA